Nicrophorus vespilloides is the source of this 1169-nucleotide messenger RNA. Its product is annotated as NFU1 iron-sulfur cluster scaffold homolog, mitochondrial-like. The transcript is spliced from 4 exons. Gene Ontology annotation, molecular function: iron ion binding; iron-sulfur cluster binding. The record is from RefSeq and is a predicted model, not a curated record. The coding region runs from base 14 to 904 and encodes 296 amino acids. Lineage: Eukaryota; Metazoa; Arthropoda; Insecta; Coleoptera; Silphidae. Gene Ontology annotation, cellular component: mitochondrion. Gene Ontology annotation, biological process: iron-sulfur cluster assembly.
UGUGUAUAUAAAGAUGUCCUCAAAGCAGUUUUUUUGUAAGACAUUACAGUUUUCUGUAAUUGUAACUUCCAUAGGUUAUGGGUACAUAACCUAUGAUCUUGUUUUGACUGUAUCAAAAAUGUUGCGAAAUACCGUUAGAUUUUGCUACAAAGCUGUGAAAUUAAAUAAAUUAGUACUAAAUAAAAUUGUCCCUCCUGCUCAAAAAUGUAUCUUGAUCCCAAACCAAAGAAGAAACUUCAUGACUUCAUUGCCAAGAUCAAUGUUCGUCCAGACCCAAGAGACUCCAAACCCAAAUAGUUUAAAAUUCUUGCCUGGAGUCCAAGUGCUGGAGCCAGGCCAAACAAUGGACUUUCCCACUGGUCAAGAUGCAUACUGUUCUCCAUUGGGAAAACAUCUCUUCAGAGUUGAAGGAGUUAAGGCUGUUUUCUUAGGUCCUGACUUUAUCACUGUCACAAAAGUGGAUGAUGAGACUGAAUGGAAACUGCUGAAACCUGAAAUAUUUGCUACCAUCAUGGAUUUCUUUGCUAGUGGCUUACCAGUCUUGAAUGAGGGUACCCCAAAUGCAGAUACCCAAGUAAAUGAAGAUGACAGUGAAACUGUUCAAAUGAUCAAAGAACUCUUGGACACUAGGAUUAGACCCACAGUACAAGAGGAUGGAGGUGAUAUUAUAUUCAAGGGGUAUGAAGAUGGUAUUGUGAAAUUGAAGAUGCAGGGUUCUUGCUCGAAUUGUCCCAGUUCGACGGUGACGCUGAAGAACGGAGUUCAGAACAUGAUGCAGUUUUAUAUCCCGGAAGUCUUAGGCGUCGAGCAGAUCGAAGAUGAGCAAGAUUUGGUGGUGAAAUCGCAGUUCCGAAAGCUGGAGGAUAAAUUGAAGCAUAAAGAAGCAACACCGAAAAGCGACUGAACUGCGAUCUCAAUUUGUAAAUAAUACUAAACUGUUAUUUUAUUUGUUUCAUGUUGUUUUUAUUUUGUUAUUAAUAUAAACAGAAAUGUGAUUCUAAUAUCAAAUUUCUUAGUUUUUAUUUUGUUAACAUAGUAAAUGUUGUCUCAGUAUCCAAAGUGUUUGUUGUUUCUGCUGCAUAUACUUAAUAUGUUGAAUUUAGAUGCACUGUGAAAUAUGACAAGAUUUGUGAACUGAUUUUAACCAAUAAAUGGUUCAUUUCAAAUAA